Molecule: messenger RNA, 1959 nt
Organism: Lodderomyces oxycetoniae
Lineage: Eukaryota; Fungi; Ascomycota; Pichiomycetes; Serinales; Debaryomycetaceae
Exons: 1
Coding region: 1-1959 (652 amino acids)
Source: RefSeq, a predicted model, not a curated record
AUGUCCAAGGAUAUUGAAUAUGAAUCAAUAAAUUUAACAUCAACUAUAAAGACUGACGCAUAUAAUCUGACUUUCCCUACAAAAGGGCUAUAUCAUCGAGAUCUCUCGUCUCCCGAAAACAAAUAUCUCGCAGACAACUUUGAAGAUGAUGAUGACGACGAUUACGAGUUGGAUCCAGAGGAGUUUAUAUCCAGUCGAGAAGGUGACCUAAAGGGCAAUGUCCCCAAGAUAGCAAACUCAAACUUUGACGAAUUUGAGGAUUUAGUCUCGCCAUUCUAUGAUAAAUAUUUGCAUCAAAAUGAUAACGAUAAUGGCAAAGAAAAGAGCUUUUUGGUGGGUUCUCAAGCUCUGGAGCUGUCUUUACAUAUAGACACGCUUUUAUCAAGUUUCUCAAGAUUGAAUAUUAAUCACAACUAUGUUGGAAUUGUAGAACACUUAUCAAGGAAAGCUGAUAUCUUGGCAAAAGAGUUGGAAUUAAAUUCUCAAAAUCACAGAAGGUUGUUAAAAAUGGGCGAUCCCGAAAUCCACCAACUGAGAUUCAACAUUCAAACAAAUUAUGAUGAACUCUCUAGCUGUUCUUUUGCAUUGAAUGAAGUAUACACCAAAAAAGCUGCUUACAAAAAGUCUAUAUGGAGAGUUUUUGAAGGUUGGGAUGUGAAGCGUAGCAAGUUAAUCAAAAAAGCCAUGGCUAUUUUGACUAGCGAGCAAGGUGUGAAAUUGUCAAGCUUGAAAGAGAAAUCAAACAAGGUGGAGGAGGAAAUAACCGAGUUGCAAACAAAGUUAGCGAAGUUGAAAGAGAAAAGGUCUCUUUUACUCAAGGAAAUCGAUGAUACAACUAGUAUUUUACAAAGUCGAACAGUUAUACUUUUGGAUCGGUUCAAAGAUCUUGAACUAAGGGGCAAGGAAAUAGCACUUGAAUAUGUGCAAAGUUGCGGUGUGCCUGAGAAAGAAAUAGGGCAGCUAUUGAGAACCAAUAUUAUUGAAAUUUCAAGCUCAUCAAGAUCAAACUCAAAUUCCAAUUCCAGUGCAGAAAAACCCGUUUUUACUAAGCCAGACCAAAACAAUCAAGCACCAAGUGCGCGUGAAUCCACAUGUCCAGAACAUCAACUGCUAACACCAGCCCAAUCUAAUAUAGGAAUCCAACCUUAUGAAUUACCAACAUCUGUUGACCCAAUAGAAAACGAAGGAAGAGAAAACACUCUCAAUCAUCGUCAAACUCCAUUUGAACUCGGAUACACUAAAGGGGCCAAUAACUCUUCUGUAUUAAAGUCUCAAAUAAAUGAUUUUAUUGCCAAGCAUAUUUUGUCUGACCGUCAGAAGAAGCAUCCACACCGUCGUUUACAACCCUUCGUUAAGCAACAACAACAACAACAGCAACAACAGCAACAACAACGAGAAGAAGAAGCAAAAUAUGAUGACGACGAUGAACCUGCCCUUGGUGAGGUGGAGGAAUUAGAUCUCAACCCUAUAUUGAAACAUCUACAACAACAAAUUUUGGCAAUAGAAAGUCAAGUAACGAAAUCAUCUCGAGAAGCAACACUUUAUCACUACUAUGGCAGAUGCUGGGAAAAAGUGAGGCAUGUGGUUUCACAACAAGAAUCAAAAUUAGAAGCUGUACUAUCUGCUUCAAGUGGGUAUCUGGAUCACAAGCUUUUGUCCGAUGUGCUCGAGAGCUCAGUGGAGCUUCUUGUUAAAGAGAGAGAUGCUAUAAGAAAUAAGAAAGUGGAUUACAAAAGCGAGAAAGAUGUAAUGAGGACCUUUUUGGAAUUAGUUGAGAGUGAAAUUGAAGUAGUUAUUGAUGGAUUAAGUUUGGUAUUAGAGAAUUCUGGACUUAGUUUUCAUUUAGAGAAAAUGGUGCAGGAGCAAGAACAGGAGCAGGAACAGGAACAGGAACAGGAACAGGAACAGGAACGGGAACAGGAGCAGGAACGUGAUCAAAAUAGUGGUGACAAAUUUUAG